GUUCUCAUUGGCUCCCAUGGCAAAAGAGUCUGGAGGAGUGAUCCCUCAGUUUUGGGUUUCUACAUGACAUCUGGCCUGACCUACCUUUACACAGAAAGGCCUGGACCGAGCCAUACUUCAAUGGACUCCAGGGGCAUCUUGAAGGCAUUCCCCAAACGAAAGAAAAUUCAUGCCAAACCAUCAACAAAAGUACUUGCAAAGAUUCCCAAAAGGGAGAAGGGAGAAGAAGCUGGAGAGUGGCUGAGCUCCCUCAGGGCCCAUGUUGUGCCCACUGGCAUUGGACAAGCCCGGGCUAAACUCUUUGAGGAGCAGAUUGUCCAGCAUGGUGGUGAGAUAUGCUCCGCCCAGACCCCAGGGAUCACUCACAUUGUUGUGGAUGAAGACAUGGACUGUGAGCGGGCCCUCCACCUCCUCAGGCUGCCCCGGCUGCCCCCAGGUGCUCAGUUGGUGAAGUCAGCCUGGCUGAGCAUGUGCCUGCAGGAGAGAAGGCUGGUGGACACUGCUGGAUUCAACCUCUUCAUUCCUGACAGAUUCUUAGAUCAACCACAGCCCAGCAAGGCAAACCAAGACUCUUCAGCUCCUCCGAUUGCCUGUGAGUUUCAGCCUUCAAGAGCCCACUCUCCUCCCCUUCCUCUCUCCAGAGCGGUGUCUCCUCGAAAAGCAGAAGAGGCACCAAGAACCCAUGCCCAGCCCAGCUCAGAGGAUGAAAUCAGUGAUGGGGAAGAACCCCAGGUGAGCACAGCUGAUCUGGAAGCCCUGAUCAGUGGCCACUAUCCCACACACCCUGAGGAAGAUGACGGGCCUGGCCAAGCCCCAGAAGCCCUGGAUAAGUGGGUCUGUGCACAGCCCUCAAGUCAGAAGGCAACCAACCACAACCCACACAUCACAGAGAAGCUGGAAGUGCUUGCCAAAGCCUACAGUGUCCAGGGAGACAAGUGGAGGGCCUUGGGCUAUGCCAAGGCCAUCAAUGCCCUCAAGAGCUUCCACAAGCCUGUCAGCUCCUACCAGGAGGCCUGCAGCAUUCCUGGGAUUGGCAAGCGCAUGGCUGAGAAGAUCAUGGAGAUCCUGGAGAGCGGGCACCUGCGGAAGCUAGACCACAUCAGUGAGAGUGUGCCUGUAUUGGAGCUCUUCUCCAACAUCUGGGGGGCUGGGACCAAGACUGCCCAGAUGUGGUACCAUCAGGGCUACCGAAGCCUGGAAGAUAUCCGCAGCUUGGCCUCCCUGACUUCCCAGCAGGCCAUUGGCCUGAAGCAUUACGAUGAUUUCCUGGAACGCAUGCCCAGAGAAGAGGCCGCAGAAAUUGAGCAGACCGUCCGGGCAUCAGCCCAGGCCUUCAACCCUGAGCUGCUGUGUGUGGCCUGUGGCUCUUACCGCCGAGGGAGGACAACCUGCGGUGAUGUGGAUGUGCUCAUCACUCACCCGGAUGGCCGGUCCCACCAGGGUGUCUUCAGCCGUCUGCUUGACAGCCUUAGGCAGCAAGGGUUCCUCACAGAUGACUUGGUGAGCCAAGAGGAUAAUGGCCAGCAACAGAAGUACCUGGGUGUAUGCCAGCUUCCAGGGCCAGGGCGGCGGCACCGGAGACUAGACAUCAUCGUUGUACCCUACAGUGAGUUUGCCUGUGCCCUGCUCUACUUCACCGGCUCUGCCCAUUUCAACCGCUCCAUGCGGGCUCUGGCCAAGACCAAAGGCAUGAGCCUGUCAGAGCAUGCACUCAGCACGGCUGUGGUCCGGAACAGCCAAGGUGUUAAGGUGGGCUCUGGCCAAGUGCUGUCCACCCCCACAGAGAAGGACGUCUUCAAGCUCCUAGGUUUGCCCUACCGAGAGCCGGCCGAGCGGGACUGGUGACCUGUGGCAGGGGCAAGGAGGAGAGGAUGGGCUGCCCUGUCUGAGCAUCCACUACCUGUCCAGCUUCAGCUGGCUGGGCCUCACGUUUUCAACCACCAGCUGUCCUUAGUGAGCAGAGACUGAGCUCUGAGCCCAAGGGAGAGAGCCAGCCUGCUCUCAGGGCUUUCCAGCCCUCUGCUGGGCAGGAUCAGGCUGCUGUCCUUUUACCCCAUCACUUCUCCUGGUAGAGGCCUACACACGAUCCCUUGCCUGACUUAAGCAGGAGCAGGUGGCUGGUUUGAAGCCAGCUUCCUGUGCUAAAGGCCUAAGACCCCUGUCCUGCUCCAAGAAAGAUCUAGCUUCUGGAGGUGGGGGAGAAACAGCAGGGGGAAGAGAAGCAGUUGUCUGUCCUGCAUCAUCCUAGACCAUUUGGAAUAGGAGAUGAGCCACUCCACGUGAACUCCCUUCCCCUCCUCACUUCCUGUGUAGCUGGAGCUGCUAGCAAGCACCCCUUCCCCCAGCUCCAUGAGGACAACAUGUGAAGGCCCUGGGGCCCAAUAAGUACAUUGCCUUUGA
Messenger RNA from Jaculus jaculus (lesser Egyptian jerboa), 2400 nucleotides. It is a transcript of the gene Poll, whose product is annotated as DNA polymerase lambda. Gene Ontology annotation, biological process: double-strand break repair via nonhomologous end joining. NCBI's taxonomy places the organism in Eukaryota, Metazoa, Chordata, Mammalia, Rodentia, Dipodidae. The coding region runs from base 64 to 1845 and encodes 593 amino acids. The record is from RefSeq and is a predicted model, not a curated record. Gene Ontology annotation, molecular function: DNA binding; DNA-directed DNA polymerase activity. Gene Ontology annotation, cellular component: nucleus. The transcript has 9 exons.